UACCCACCACAUUUAACAACUUGCAGCGGAUCGAAACACGCUCAGGUUACCCACCACUUUAAAACGGAGGAGGUACUAGUCGUCGACUUAACAGGACGUCUCCGUCGCUCGACGAUUACGGCGACGCCCUCCAUGGAUCUUAAGAUGGACUUCAAGCACCUGCAAUCACCUUCGUUCGACCUGAGAGAAGCUGACGGCCUACCGCUACAAACCGUUUCUACUAUUCGUGACGCCGAGACAUCAGUCCUGGAGACUGGCGCUGGACAGCCUCUCUACAACGCUGAAAUCUACGGUGGUCUACGCAAAGGCGGUGCUGUCAAGUUCUUCUCGAGAUACUGUGUCGGCCUGGUCGCCGCCACGUUCUCGUCCACAUUCGCAGUCGAAUGUCUUAACAGCGCCGUCCAACCUAUGCUGAAACAACACUUCGGCUUGUCUCCAGUACAACUCGCAGCCUCUCAGCGCUUGACGUCGAUGCCUUUAAUUUUGAGCUUCUUGUUUGGCCUGCUGUCGGACUGCUACCCGAUCAUGGGGCUUCGUCGUAAAGCGUACACGCUGUUCGGCUUGGUGUUGUCGGUCACGAGUAUCUGGUUUCUGGCUGCAUUGAAUGCGUACGCCGAGUCAUUCGCGUCCGGGACUGCUGGUACGGGGCUGGCUGUUCUCGUCAUCGCGUUCGCAGCGUUUGCCGGUAUGGGAAACAUUAUCAUGUAUGUUUGUAUUCACACACGUGUGAUCGAGCUUGCUCAGCGUGAGCCGUUAGGACUGCGUGGUUCGAUUGUAGCGACGUACUUGAUCUUCCGCUGCGUCGUAUACAUUAUCACCGAUGCAUGUGUGUACAUUGUACGGCUGUCCGCUACUGCUACAUCAUCUCACCAAACGACAGCAUUGAUCGUCUUCGGGUUCGUCAUCACGCUGCCGGUCCCUCUGAUCUGCAAGUUUUGGGGCGAGAAGCGCUACUCGCUGUCGACGACAGUGAAGACUCGGGGUCAGAUCUUGUGGAAAAUCAUGCAACAGAAGGCCGUGUGGAGCGUGCUGGCCUUCCAGUGUUUUUUCACGCUGUUUAACCAGAUUUCCUUCAGCGGGCCUGCUUUGAUCAUCACCGUUUGGGCUGGUGCUAGUGGAGACAACCCGUUCGUACAGCAAUUGAUGUACUAUGGAGCGACGAUCGUGACGGUGCUGGUGUGGCGCUACUACUUCAUGAAUCGACCGUGGCGCUCCUUCUACUCUGCCUGCCCACUCCUGCUCGUCGUACCUCAACUGAUCGUGUCGAUUCUCGUGAGCCAAGACAUCCUUCGAGACCGUCUAUUCUAUCGUCUAAUGACCCUGUUCAACAGUGCAUCCUUCGCAAUCGGCUGGAUCGGCAGUGUCGUUCCGCUAACGGAGAUUAUCCAGGAAGGCUCAGAAGGAGCGAUGGUCGGUCUCACGCUGUCGUUGUAUUUCUUGGUCGGUAUCUUCGUACAAACCAACUCGGUCGGACUGUUUGAAGGUAGCAACUUCUACGACGUCGCUAAAGUGGCGGUCGAUACCACUAGGGCGCGUGGAGAUGUUCUCAAGGCGCUGAUUCUUAACUACGGUAUCAACGCACUCUCGUUGUUUGGUCUCUUUUUCCUACCACGACAAAAGCUGGAUACACAGCAAUUGCGAAGUUACGGCGGAUACACCAAGUGUGCGAGCGCUGCUAUCGUGACGUUUGCUGUCAUUCUGUUCUUGUAUUCGUUCUCGAUUUCGAUUAUGACUUUCAUUCCGGGGACUGCGUGCACUCGUAUCAAUGGUGGCGCGGGCUGUUAAAAUCCAUCGUCUCUACUCUCUAAGUAGGGUCAUGCAUUCUGUAAAAUGUAAUUUAUUCGUUGAGUUAUAGUGUG
Phytophthora nicotianae INRA-310 is the source of this 1859-nucleotide messenger RNA. RefSeq lists its product as hypothetical. The annotation marks the transcript as partial. Lineage: Eukaryota; Oomycota; Peronosporomycetes; Peronosporales; Peronosporaceae. The transcript has a single exon. The record is from RefSeq and is a predicted model, not a curated record.